UUGUGAUUCACUGCGGACAGCCGCAAUGCAUCCAAGCCUCGAGACCGCACCUCAUUGACACCCUGCAUGGAUUCUGUUCUCACCGAUCCUUCUUGGUUAUAUACUACUGCUUGAUUUCUCUCCCUCUUACCCCCGUCCACCAUGUCCCUCACUCUUAAACUCUCCUCCCUCGUCAUCCGCACACUGUCGAAGCCGAUCGCCAACCAGCUCAAAGCGCAGGCACGCGAACAUGAACGGUUCCGCCGGAUCUGCGUCUCGAUGGCGCAAGGGCUCCACCGCAUCGACAUGCGCCUCCGCCUAGGCACCCUGCGCGACAACGCGGCAUCCCAGAAACGGGCGGCGGCCGAAGCAGAACUUCGCAAACUCAAACCCACCACCCCGACCGCCAAAACCGAGGCGGAGACCAAGGCCGAAGAGGCCGCCGUCGCCAAGGUCCAGGAGGCCGCCAAACCCGCACCCAAACCCCACAUCCGACCGCUGUCGGAGUCGAAGGCCAUCGAGUCCGGGGCGACGUUCAUCAGCGAGACGUUCUUGUUUCUGGUGGCGGGUGGGUUGAUUGUGUUCGAGUCGUGGAGGUCGCGACGGAAGGAGACCACGCGCCGAGAGGAUGUGGAGAGUCGGCUGGCCGAGCUGGAGCAGACAGAGAAAGCUACGAGGGAGGCGUUGAUCGCGCUGGAGAAGGAGCUGCUCCAGCUGAAGGCUAAGCACGGCGAGCUCCCCAAGUCUUCUAAGAGGAUCCUGCCGCGCUGGGUGUGGGAUGUGCCGGAGGAGGUUGCUCAGGAGGCUGAGGUGCCUGGGUUGCUGUCCCGGGUUGCGUCGUACUUCUCGCUCGGGGCGAGCGCAGAACAGCGAGCUGCAGCGGUGAUCAAUGAGAGUAGGAGUACGACUACGACUACGACAAGUGAUGCGCAAUCGCCUGCACCAGCGGCCACUCCAGCUGAGCACUGUCCGCAAGGUCACUCGCGACGUCCGGCUGGCGGGGAGAAGAAGAGUCGGGGGUUCGGUCGCUCCAAGGCGGCCGCUGAUGUGGGCGACGGGCGACAAGCGGGAAAGCCCCAGGUCAAGAAGGCCACCUUCGAAAGCACAAAGAAGAAGGAAAUCGGUGUUUCCGAUCUCACCCUGCUCAGCAAGAUUUCCAAUGAAGCGAUCAACGAUAACCUGAAGCUCCGCUUCGAACACGAUGAAAUCUACACUUAUAUCGGACAUGUGUUGGUGUCCGUCAACCCUUUCCGCGACUUGGGGAUCUAUACCGAUCAAGUGCUCGACUCAUACCGGGGCAAGAAUCGACUCGAGGUCCCGCCCCACGUGUUCGCCGUUGCCGAAUCCGCUUACUAUAACAUGAAGUCAUACAAGGAUAACCAGUGUGUGAUUAUUUCGGGAGAGUCGGGAGCCGGAAAGACGGAGGCGGCUAAGCGGCUGAUGCAGUACAUUGCCAACGUAUCGGGGGGUACCGACUCGUCGAUCCAGCAAACGAAAGACAUGGUCCUGGCCACCAACCCGUUGCUGGAAUCGUUUGGUAACGCAAAGACUCUGCGCAACAACAACUCGUCCCGGUUCGGAAAGUACUUGGAGUUGGAGUUUAACGCCCAGGGAGAGCCCGUGGGUGCCAACAUCACGAAUUACCUACUGGAGAAAUCGAGAGUCGUGGGUCAGAUCACGAACGAGCGCAACUUCCACAUCUUCUACCAGUUCACAAAAGCCGCGCCGCAGAAAUACAGAGAUAGCUUCGGUGUGCAACAACCCCAGUCCUACGUAUACACGAGUCGAUCGAAAUGUUUCGAUGUUCCAGGGGUCGAUGACGCGGCUGAGUUCCGCGAUACACUCAACGCAAUGGGGGUUAUUGGUAUGAGCGAGGCUGAACAAGAUAACGUGUUCCGGAUGCUGGCUGCCAUCCUGUGGAUCGGAAAUGUCACAUUCGCUGAGGAUGAUUCCGGCAACGCUGCCAUCACGGACCAGUCGGUCGUCGAUUUCAUCGCAUAUCUGCUGGAAGUCGAUGCGGCGCAAGUGAACAGGGCGCUCACCAUCCGUCUGAUGGAGACUGCCCGUGGCGGUCGCAGAGGCUCAGUCUAUGAGGUGCCCCUGAAUACGGUCCAAGCCCUGGCUGUCCGCGACGCAUUGGCCAAGGCCAUCUACUUCAACCUGUUUGACUGGAUCGUGGGACGUGUCAAUUCGUCGCUGACCGCUCGAGGGGCGAUCACCAACUCGAUCGGUAUUUUGGAUAUCUAUGGGUUUGAGAUUUUCGAGAAGAACUCGUUUGAACAGCUGUGCAUCAACUACGUCAACGAGAAGCUGCAGCAGAUUUUCAUCCAAUUGACCCUGAAAGCGGAGCAGGAUGAGUAUGCUCGCGAACAGAUCCAAUGGACUCCGAUCAAGUACUUUGACAACAAGGUUGUAUGCUCGCUGAUUGAAGACAAGCGUCCUCCUGGUGUCUUCGCUGCGCUCAACGACGCGUGCGCUACGGCACAUGCCGACUCGAGCGCUGCGGAUAACACCUUCGUUGGGAGACUUAACUUCUUGGGCCAGAACCCUAACUUUGAGAACCGCCAAGGUCAAUUCAUCGUCAAGCACUACGCGGGUGAUGUCAGCUACGCCGUGGAAGGAAUGACCGACAAGAACAAGGACCAGCUGCUGAAGGAUCUGCUGAAUCUUGUGGGUUCCAGUGGCAACCAGUUCGUGCACACGCUAUUCCCCAACCAGGUUAACCAGGACGACAAGAGACGUCCACCGACAGCAAGUGACAAGAUCAGAGCGUCUGCAAACGAUCUUGUGGCGACUUUGAUGAAGGCUCAGCCGUCUUAUAUUCGUACUAUCAAGCCGAAUGACAAUAAGGCCCCUAGAGAGUAUAACGAGGGCAAUGUUUUGCACCAGAUCAAAUACCUGGGUUUGCAGGAGAACGUUCGAAUCCGUCGUGCCGGUUUCGCGUACCGCCAGACCUUUGACAAGUUCGUGGAGCGGUUCUAUCUUCUGUCUCCCAAGACUUCCUACGCUGGUGACUACACGUGGACUGGCGAUGCCGAGUCUGGUGCUCGUCAGAUCCUGAAGGACACCAGAAUUCCCGCCGAGGAGUACCAGAUGGGUAUCAGCAAGGUAUUUGUUAAGACUCCGGAGACUUUAUUCGCCCUGGAAGCCAUGCGCGACCGCUACUGGCACAACAUGGCGAUUCGGAUCCAGCGCGCGUGGCGCAAUUACCUGCGCUACCGCACCGAGUGCGCCAUCCGCAUUCAGCGAUUCUGGCGUCGCAUGAAUGGUGGCCUCGAGUUCAUCAAGCUGCGCGACCAGGGUCACCAGGUGCUGCAGAACCGUAAGGAGCGUCGGAGGAUGAGUUUGCUCGGUUCGCGUCGGUUCUUGGGGGAUUAUGUUGGGGUUGGUAACAAGGGUGGCCCUGGCGAGAUGAUCCGUGACGGUGCAGGCAUUAGCGGAUCGGAGAAUAUUCUCUUCUCGUGUCGUGGUGAGGUCCUGGUGUCCAAGUUUGGACGGUCCAGCAAGCCCUCAUCUCGCAUUCUUGUUUUGACAAACCGGCAUGUAUAUAUCGUGGCGCAAACGCUUGUCAACAACCAGCUCCAGAUUUCGUCCGAGACGACAAUACCUAUUGGGGCUAUCAAGUCCGUCAGUACGUCCAACAGCCGGGAUGACUGGUUCUCCCUGGUGGUAGGUGGACAGGAGCCCGACCCUCUGGUGAAUUGCGUCUUCAAGACGGAGUUUUUCACCCAUCUCAGCAACGCUCUGCGUGGACAGCUGAACCUGAAGGUUGCUGACCACAUUGAAUACAACAAGAAACCGGGCAAGUUGGCUACCGUGAAGGUGGUCAAGGACCCGGGAUCGUCGAAUGUGGAUAGUUACAAGAGCAGCACGAUCCACACCAGCGCCGGUGAGCCCGCCAAUUCGGUGUCUAAACCCACUCCCCGUCCGAAGCAGAUCGCCGCGCGACCCGUCACGAAAGGCAAGUUGCUUCGACCGGGCGGACCAGGCGGGGGCCCGUCGAAGCUGGCGUCCCGACCUGUGCCUGCGCGUCAGCCUCUGCCUCAGCAGCCGGCAGCUGCAGCUGCGGUGCAACCACCCCCGCCAGCCCCUCAACCAGCAGCCCAGGCUCGCCCGGUGCCUCAGCCUGUGGCCGCUGUAGCCGCCUCUCACGCCCGCACCGCAUCUUCCGGAUCGGUGCGAGCACCACCGCCCCCUCCGCCCGCGAGUCCGCCAGCGCCGAAGAAGGCCACCGCCAAGGUGUUGUACGACUUCAACAGCGACCGAUCCAACGAGUUGUCCAUUCGAGCCGGCGAGAUCGUGCAGAUCGUGUCCAAGGAGGGCAACGGCUGGUGGCUCUGCAUGAAUAUGACCACCUCGGUCCAAGGCUGGACGCCUGAGGCCUACCUGGAAGAACAAGUCGCCUCCACUCCCAAACCCGCACCUCCCCCUCCCCCACCUGCCGCCGCGCGUGCCAGCCCGGUUCCGGUCUCCAACGGCGCUGCCGCCGCAGCGAAAGCCAAAGCCAAGCCUGCGCCGCCGGCCCCGCCUAUGAAACGCCCCAACAUGGCUGGCCGCAAGAUGGCUCCCGCACCACCACCCGCGCCGCGUGACAGCGCGGUGAGCAUGAACUCGGCACAUGAUUCGUCGGGUGGUAGCGGGCGGGCGACGCCGAACAGUGCGUCGAACGCGAGUUUGGCGGGCGGAUUGGCGGAGGCGCUGAAGGCGCGACAGCAUGCGAUGCAGGGGCAUCAUCAGGAUGAUGAUGAUGAGUGGUAGGAUGCUUAUGGAGAUAAAUAGAGAAGUGUGGAAAGACUGCAAGGUAUACCCGGAAUACUCCUACUGGGAGUAAAUAGAUGUUGCAUUCGGUUUAGUUGAUGAGGAGGGUCGGUAGAUAUGCAUAUGAUAUUCCUGAUGAAGGGUUGAGUAUCUUCUAGAAGCGAUGGUAGAUAUGUAUUUAGGAUAUUCGUCUUGACGACCAGGGUGGCAGAUAUUUCUCUCCUUCCUUGCUUGGAGUCGAUGAUAACCAUGUGUAUAGAACAAAAUGCUCUCCUUCAGCAGUGUAUAUACUGUAUGAUGCCUUGCAUGUGGGAAAUCUAC
Molecule: messenger RNA, 5058 nt
Organism: Aspergillus homomorphus CBS 101889
Lineage: Eukaryota; Fungi; Ascomycota; Eurotiomycetes; Eurotiales; Aspergillaceae
Product: class I myosin myoA
Exons: 11
Coding region: 142-4737 (1531 amino acids)
Biological process (GO): vesicle transport along actin filament; endocytosis; actin filament organization
Cellular component (GO): actin cytoskeleton; cell tip; myosin complex
Molecular function (GO): actin filament binding; ATP binding; microfilament motor activity
Source: RefSeq, a predicted model, not a curated record